CGCCCGUAGACCAGCCGUUGGAGGUGUUGAGUAAAUGAAGGAAUACAAGGAUCGUUCUAGCAAUUUAUUUUCUCCUAAAUGUUCUUUUGGGAUUCAGAAUACAUGGGUCCUGAUGAAGACGACGACCCGUUUCAAUGGACAUAUGACAGCCAUGACAAGGAGACAGAAAUUUACCAGAGUCUUCAUAGCUCUGGGCAGAUACCUGAGGAUCCUGAGUUCAAUUCUGAAAUAAGGACAGAGCCAGUUGGCUGUAAAAAAGAGGAGGACGAGGAUGUGGUUCAGAAUAUCCAUGAAGUCAAAGAGCCAAAGCAGGAUGUGGAGCCUGUAGAGGAAAAGCCAUGGAGGAAGUCUGGGGCUGAUAUCACGGAUUACUUUAACUACGGUUUCGAUGAAGAAAGCUGGAAGGCGUACCGUAUGAAGCAUGCUAAGCUCCAAGCAUUCCAAGCACAACAUAUCGCUAAUGUCAUGAGGGAGCAAGCUAAAUAUGAAGUGGAGGUGAUGUGUGCUUCUUCUAAUUCAGGCAGACCAUCUAGGAAAUCCUGCAGACGAAGAAAAGCUAAGACCACUAGGCGUGGAGGCAAAGGGAGAAGCAGGAGAAGCAGAGAGAAAGCACGCCCUUGUCGCACCGAUGCAGCCAAAGAUACUCAGUCAGUAAUGAGGAUUUCCCACAAGAAGGACACUGUCACCAAUUACGACAUGCCACGUUCGGUCAACGCCCGCACCAUGUUCUCAUUUGUGCCUCCACCCUCUUCACUUUUCCAGUUUUACCAAUCUGAGUCCCCCACUAACACACUGAGCAGCGACAAUGUUGGGAACAUCGAGGAGCCCUCGACUUCCCUGUAUCCAUGUUUUGUCGGGAACAUGUCCACAGACUUUGCGGUGGUGGAUAGUGCCAAAGCCUGGGAGUGCUACAUAAAGCAGCAGCGCAGCAGAGACAGAGCGUACGGCCAUGACAAAAACAGACGGCGAUGCAGUGACAGAGACAAACACAGGUCUUCCUUGUCACGCCACAGUGAGAAGAAGCCGGCGGAGCACAGGGACUCUGCAGAUUAUGAGCACAAACGUCGCAGGAUUGAAGGAGUCACCGGCAAAAAGAAGCAGAAAGACGAAGAGGAGGGCUCGCGAAAAAUAUCGCAAAGAAGUAGCAGCGACAGUAGGAAGGAUGACAGGGAGGCCAGGAAGACAAGACACAAUCACGCAGAGGGCAAAGACUCUGGGAAGGCUCGGAAAGCGACUGAGAAAAGAAAAUAAAAUUUCAACAGCCCUCAGAACAACCAAACCUGAAAAGCUUUGUCCCUUUGCAUCUCAGGUUAAGUUGUACGCGAAGAUUAAUUUGUUCUCAUUAUAUUCUCCAAGCCUGAGUUUUAUGGUAUUUUGUUGUUUUUCAGGUUUGUAUACAAGCCUUGCUGGCAAAACAAAACAAACCUGUACAUUUUUUAAUUUUUUUUAAACGAGUUUAUUGAGCAUUUAACCAAAUGUACCAUCGUCAGAUAUACUACACAGGCCGAAGCGUGACAGACAGAACCACAGCAGACAGACCUCAGGCCCUCCACUGAUACACGGAAACCAAGUCAGUUUUUUUUUUCUUCUUGAAAGUAAGAAAAUUAGUAAGGCCUCCACAAAAUCUCCUAUUUAAAUGUUAUUUGUUAAGUUA
Messenger RNA from Xiphophorus maculatus (southern platyfish), 1654 nucleotides. RefSeq names its product factor interacting with PAPOLA and CPSF1 (gene fip1l1a). The record is from RefSeq and is a predicted model, not a curated record. Bases 79 to 1251 code for a protein of 390 amino acids. NCBI's taxonomy places the organism in Eukaryota, Metazoa, Chordata, Actinopteri, Cyprinodontiformes, Poeciliidae. The transcript has 14 exons. Gene Ontology annotation, biological process: mRNA processing.